Molecule: messenger RNA, 1394 nt
Organism: Gryllus bimaculatus (two-spotted cricket)
Lineage: Eukaryota; Metazoa; Arthropoda; Insecta; Orthoptera; Gryllidae
Source: the annotation of a GenBank genome assembly
GUUUCGGUUCGUUCAGCAGUACACUUGGAGACGAGUGAAGGAGCAGAGCAAAGUACGUGAAGAUCAGCAAUUCCAGUUGUAGCAAUGCAGUCGCCGAAGGACAGUGCCCCAGCCGUGACCGCGGUCCAGGUUCCAGCGGACGAGGCUCGGGCGGCUUCCCAGCCGAGGAGCCCUGCCAGGGAAGCGCUGCCGCCCUCUUCGCCCAGCUCCGUCGCCUCGUCCUUGUCCUUCAAGCCUCCGUCCUCGCUUGAGGACGCGAUCUUCUCUGAAGAGACGGCUGCCGCCGGCGGCUGCGUGUUCUUGCGGCGCGUGCGCAGUCUGCCCGCGGUGCAGGGUCUGCUGGGCGCGUACGCCGGCGCCAAGGCUUACCCAGUGGUGGGCUGGGCCUUGUCGGUGGGCGAGAAGUCGGCCUCGCUUGCGACAGCGGUGUGCAGGCCGGUGGCUUUACUGUGCCGAGCGCCCGUUUCGUGCGCUGACUGGUGCCUGUGCAAGGGUCUGGAUGUUGCCGAGGCGGUUCUCCCUUGCGUCUCAAUGCCUCCUAGCCAGGUAAAAGUUAAUAACCCUUCGAACACGUGCGUCACAUGCUCUGAAGCGGCAAAAUCUGCAGGUUCUUCGCGAUGCGCCUCUUCCGUGGAUACCGCUUCAUCGUCAACGUCUUCGGACACUGCUUUUCACAGUGAACCGACUUCGUCUCUGGGGUUAAGCGAGCAAGAAGCCACUUCCCGUGAUGCCUCUUCACUACCGUCCAGUAGCCAAGUGAAUUCUCGGUCUGAAUCUCCCAACGUCGCUGGAAGGGAAGACGCUUUGUCGGCUAAUGAAGAGCUGAACCUCGAAGUUCGGGAACAAAAUGCAGGGAAUGAACAACCCGGCAAUCGAUGCAGGUUCGUGGACCGUGUGUCGAGAUCUCAGCCGGUGCAGCGCGCAAUGGGAGUGUACGAUUGCGCCAAAUCUUACAAAUUAGUUGGCUGGGCCCUGUGUGUGGCAGAAAAGGCUGCUGAACUCGCUUCAGUGCCUGCGGCAGUGAUCAUAAAGCCAUUUUCUAGCGUCUGCAGAACUCCAGUUGAGCGUGCAGACAAAGUUCUGUGCAAGGGUCUAGAUACUGUGCAAACCAUUUUCCCUUCUAUCGCUUCUCCUUCGAACGAGGUUGCUGAAACAAAGAAAACGUCACAUGGAGCAUAACUUAGUGGCUUCCUAGAACGAUCCUCUGAGAUUAUUUCCAAUAAAAUGUAAUUAGUUUAUUUAUUGGUUAUUUGUAACCAGUGUGGCAUGUGUAAAUGGAGAAAUAAAUUUUCGUGGGUUUUCAUUUACAGAGUUUUUAAUUGAAGGUACGAGACAAAUGUCCCCCUCCCCCCUGCCCGCGAACAUCGGCGGGAUUUAACCAUCGGUGAAAUAGG